GUACUUUGAAUGGAACAGCAGCGUUUUUAGAAAAGAGAGACAUGGAAUGUCUGGUAUGGCGGCUGUGAAAAUGACAAUACACCGAGUCUGGUCCACGAGCACCAUGUCUCAUCACCUCUAUAAAUUCAUUUAUCGUUUUUUCUCGAGCAGAUUUAGAUUCCCUGUAAGCCGCAGUUGACAGGUUUGCGACUGACCGCGGAAAAAAAGCACCGCGAACAGUUAAAAAUUCAACGUCAGACGUACGGGAACAUGAUAACAUCACAAGCAGACAUGUGAGAGAAUUUCGUGACGUUUUCGCAGUUUGUUAUAUCAAGCAUACUCAAGUUUGAAGACAGUAGCCACAGUACCCUCCCUCCGUUCUAAGCCGCGAGGCUUAUAAAUGUAGGACAUUUGCAUCUUUCCGACCUCAAGGUCUCUUUCACAUAUGAUCAUAUAUAUUCAAGGACAAGAAAAAAAAGGCGCUAACAGUAAUACUUAACCCCUAAAUCAUGGUUCUGAAUGUUGUUUGAUUCCAUUCAAAUUCGGGAUUCCCCUUUAAAUCCACAUUGAUUUUCGCCCGUAACAGGCCUUUUUGUAAUAAAGAAAUGAGAAAAUAACCCCCUAGGAAGCGCAAGGCAGUGAAAACAUAUGCCUUGGUAAUUGUCAUAAUUGGAAACUUCGGAGUAAAUGUCAAUCAAAUUUUCCCGCAGAAAGGUACCCCCCGCCAGGGGGUAUGACCCCUUUUCAAUACCCACAACCCCCUGCGCGAACACCCCCUCCAAAACGAGGCUGUGCUGGGAAGGUGCUAUCAUUUUCUGUCUUUUUACUGAAAAUUCCGGAAAAACAAAAAGAUGGGGCGCAGUGACUACUGCUGUGUCCUGGGGUGUAGGAAUAAGCGUGCCCAGGCGACGGCCGUAACGCUGUACCGCUUCCCCGACAACCCCCCCUCGCGAAAGAAGCUAUGGAUGGAAAACGUCGCGGUCGCCCGUGGACAGCCCGACUGGACCCCGAAGAACUCGACGAGAAUUUGCGCCGCACACUUCGUCGGGGGGAGAAAGAGCAACAAGCCGGACGAUCCUAACUACGUCCCGACUCUUUUCGGUGUCAAUGUUGCCACUCCUAUAGGAUCGGCUCGGAAAAACAAAGCAGGCGUUUGUCUUUCCGGUAUAAGUGCCAAGAGAGGUCGCGGUCGCCCGAAGAAAAUCAGGAGUGAAGAUCCUGAAUGGACUCCACAAGGGAAACAGGAAACAUAUGAGCAGCCACUUCCUCACUGGGAGGAUGAAACAGGUCUAGGUACUGAUAAGUGGGCAAUGGUAAAGAAAGAGGAACCCUUCUUUGCUGAGUCCCUGCCAACUAUGGUGCCUUUGAGUCGACCUGGAUGCAGCAGUUCUUUCAGUGACAGUGCCUCUCCACGAUACGAACCAUCCAUGCAUUCCCCUGUUGGCUUGGUCACAGACUUUUCAAGUUUUCCGCAAGAUGCUGUUGAAGACAACGGCUCUCUGCUUGACAUUACGGCAUCAAAUGGUCUCGAUGCAGCAACCAGCCCGGCAGCUUUUGGGGAUGAUUUUUCAUUGGUCAGUUGUAGUAGAGACUCCAGUCAUCUUAAGAUCUCCAAUGUAGAGAGCUUAAGGACCGAUGAAGAAAUGGUGGACUAUGGUGGCACCAGCCACACACAAUCUGAGCUCAACUCACACCGGGCAGCCAGAAUACAUGGUGGCAAGAGUGGACAAGAAGAUCCGUAUGAACAUGAUGGUCAACAGACUGCAAACAUAAUGCUUGACGAGCAUACUGCUACCGUGGCCAACCACAGUGACCACAAGAUGGUGGAGAAAGGCAGUGGGGAAGGAGUUACAGGCUUGAUGCUUGUGAACAAAGGCAGCAGGAAUGACCCUGUGUUUGUGGUGAUGCCCACUGCUGCAGAACAAUCAGAACUAAGCCCGCAGCAAACAAGAAUGUCCUCCCGGAAAAGGAAAGUGCCGCAGAAGUACGACCCAUCAGAAUUUGAUACGGAGGAAGUGUGGCAGGAGGUAGGAGACACUGUGAUGUCCCCGGGUGUGCAGGAGGAGGAGGAUGGCGUUGGAGAGGCAAACAAGCGGCUGAGACGGCUGGUGAGCGAGCAGCGGGAUGUGCACCUGUCUGAGCUCCUGCAGCUUCACGAGGAGAACAAAUACUUACAGGAGGAGGUCAUGCAGGUCAAACAGAUGCAGGAUUUCCGAGAAGAGAACAAGCGUCUUAAGAAGCUGGUUGGUCAGCAGCGAGACGUGCACCUGCUGGAGCUGCAGCAGCUGAAGGAGGAGCUUCAGCAGAUCAAACAGGCUUGGCAAGCAGAAGUACGAGAGAAGAACGAGAUCAUCAAAAAGCUGAAAACUGCUGCCUUCUGUCUCGACCUCAUCAAGGAUGAUGACAGCCUCUUUAACUUCUACACCGGAUUCCAGAACUACAACAUCUUCAAGGCCCUUGCUGACCACCUGCGCCCUCAUUCCAGCAGUAUCUACCGGCAGGCAGACAACAAGCACUCUCCACCCAGGCCCUGUCGUAGCAGAAGCCUGUCGUUUGAUGAAGAACUCUUCAUGGUGUGUGUCCGUCUGAAGGCAGGUCUUCUCACACAAGACAUUUCUCACAGGUUUAACAUCAGUGCAGGGACUUGCUCGAGAAUCUUCAGACACUGGCUCCCCUUCCUCAAGGAGCAAUUGCAGGGCCUGUAUGGUACGGAGACGCCGUCUCUGCACAGCGUGCAAGCCAUGAAGACCAAGGUGUACCACAUAUUUGAUGGUGGGCUUCCUCAGAUGCUGGACGACAUGGAAGAGACGUUACAUGUUGUCUGUGCAUUUUUGUCCUCUUUUGAUACGUCCCUUGUUCAUCAUCAUAACGUGGCUGAUAACACUGCUGCCAGUGAUGACUCUCCUACCCUAAGUGCAUUACUUGUGACAUGACUUUCUUUCAGCUUUUAAUUCAGUUCAUUUUGAAUUUGAACUUUGCAAUAUUCUAUCAUCAUGAUAAUGUGCACUGUAAAGUUGGUAUGGUAUAUGUUAGGACAGAUGCAUUAUUACAUACGUGUACAUGUUGUGUUAAUCUGAUAUUUAUUUAAUUCAUUGUUUGAAACUUGAAAUAUUUGUUUCAAUUAUUAUAAAUAACUAUAAAACAGUUGUGCAAAGUUGGUGGCAGAAAUACUCUUGAUUUGAAUCAGACAAAUGGUUUGAUAUAGGUGUAUGAAUAGAAGAAAUUGCAAAUCAUUUACGGGAUGCUAAGUUUUCGGAGGUAGAGCAUAACUGUACAAGCUCUCAUGUAAAACACAUCUUCCCUUGCCAAGACUUCUACUUUUAUCUGUCAAUCAAUGGCAGUGUUAUACCAGCAUGGUAUCUCUGUCAUUUUUGCUGUGCUAGCACUUGUCAUCCAUAAGUAGCCAUUGUGUGUCACUGCCUAGUCAAGAGGCAAUGUUAUUGGCUGGUAACUUCUCCUCCAACAAUAGGAGGGGGGGUAUCUGAUUGGUGAUGGCUGAUUAGUGACAGCCAGUACACCAGGGCUGUGCUUGACAUAAAAAUAGGGGCCUGGAUGUAAAAACUCUGUAACCUCUGGUUGAAUGGUACCCAAAGGGUACUUCUGCAUUUUUUUUAAAAUAUGGCCCUUAAGCAUUUGGUCUGUACUCAAACAAUUAAUGUAUGUGUGUAUCUGAAGCAAGCCUUUUUACCUGUGGUACAUUAGACAGUGGUUGUCAUUGACAACAGAAAAGUCACUGGUCAACUCCACAAAUAAAUCUGGAAAAAUCAAGUACAUAACAUAUUUUGUAGUGGUCCUCCAAAUGGAAAUGGAUUCCUAAGACAUAUCUUGUUGCAGUACAACUAUAGAAGUGUUAAACUGAUACAAAACUGUUCUAAAUCUAAAAAUGCUUCUGUGAAAAUUAUGCUCUACAUUGUACAUCACUCUAAAUUAUGUGCUUUUAUUAAAAGAUCUGUCAUUAAUAACUAUUUUUUUUGCCAACAUGGGCCCAAUUAUGAAUACAAAAGCACAUUCCUUAUCCAAGUUAAUGAUGAGAACGAAUCUUGACUAUUGUGUAGUAUAUAUAUGUAUAUGCUUGUUUAGAUUGAUUAUGUUCUGUAUAUUAAGUAUAAUAUGUAGAGUAUAGAGGGCAUGUAAGCCAUCACAAGUGUUGGUACAUGUAAUACAGUAGGUAGAGUUGCACUCAUUGCAAGUCUUUCACUUUACACAAGUUAUUGCAAUAUGUAUAUUUAAACUUGCUAGACUUCAAAACUCACCAGAUGAAUUGACCAGGUGUCAACUAUGAAAAUGCUAUGUUCUGGUAUGAGUAAAAGUUAAAGUUAGACGUUAUGAUUAUGUACAUCAUUGUGUUAAUGUUCAAUAUAAUAAGGUCCCUUCGACACAGACGUGUUUGAUAACAUUUGUCAGCUUGUGCAAUUCCAUUUAUUAAGAAAAUGUGCCUCUAAAAUAAAAAGAUGUCAAAGAAACAG
Messenger RNA from Branchiostoma floridae (Florida lancelet), 4445 nucleotides. RefSeq lists its product as uncharacterized. The record is from RefSeq and is a predicted model, not a curated record. The coding region runs from base 831 to 2912 and encodes 693 amino acids. NCBI's taxonomy places the organism in Eukaryota, Metazoa, Chordata, Leptocardii, Amphioxiformes, Branchiostomatidae. The transcript has 6 exons.